This is a messenger RNA of Nicotiana tabacum (common tobacco), 1856 nucleotides long. Lineage: Eukaryota; Viridiplantae; Streptophyta; Magnoliopsida; Solanales; Solanaceae. The record is from RefSeq and is a predicted model, not a curated record.
GACAGUUGCUAUUUUCAUGCAGACUGGUGUUCCUCAGAAGUCGGUUGCUGCAGCUGAUAGGAUAGACAACAUUGUGGAGGAUUCUCCUUAUAAGAUUUUUGUUGGUGGAAUUUCAAGAACUAUUUCAUCGGAGAUGCUUAUGGAGAUUGCUAAAGCUUUUGGACCUUUGAAAGCCUACCAUUUCAGGAUGAAUUCAGAUAUCAAUGAACCUUGUGCAUUUCUUGAGUAUGUUGACCAUUCAGUUACUCUUAAAGCUUGUGCUGGUCUUAAUGGUAUGAAGUUGGGUGGAAAAGUGUUAACUGUUGUUCAAGCUGUCCCAGAUACUGUUUUACUGGACAAAGAUGAAAAUACACCUUUAUACCGGAUUCCCCAGCAUGCAAAGCCACUUCUGGAGAAGCCCACAGAAGUUCUGAAGCUGAAAAAUCUGGUGGAUGCAAAUGUACUCAUUUUUUUGUCUGAAGCAGAAGUUGAAGAGUUAUUGGAAGACAUCAGAUUGGAGUGUGCCAGGUUUGGCACUGUUAAAUCAAUUAAUGUUGUAAAGCAAAGUCAAUGUUCUCUCACAUCUGAUCCUGCUGCUAUGGACACUAGUCCUACGUUGAAUGAGGACAAUAUGGAGUUUGCUAAAGAGUGUGACCAAAUUGAUCCAUUCCCUAAGAGCUCUGAUCACGAGUUGGAAGUUGGUGGGUCACAUCUCCCCAACAGCGAUGAAGAACCCAUGGAAACCAAUAGCGCUGAGGAAGCUGAAAGAUGCACUGAUGGUAAGACUCAGAUGUCAGAACCUUUAAAAGGUGACUCCGAAGAGGAGGCUGGAGAUGUCGAUGAUGCUUUUGCUGGUGGCAGUCCUUCUAAUGAUGGACCUUAUGAGGAGCUAAUAAAAGACGACACUUCUGAUCCUCUACCCAAUGAUGGUAAUGUGUCCGAUCGAGGGACAAGCUGCCAAGAAAAUUCCGAGGUUACUCCUGGAAUCUCUCCAAAUGAAAAGAAUACUGCUAUAGUUUUGGAAAGGAAAGAUGAAGAUUCUAAUUCUAGUCCAGUUGAACAUUUUGAGAUAAAUGAUCAAUCACCAGUUAAGGAAGCAAUGAAAUCAGAGGAAGACAAUGGAAAUGUAGAUGGAGCUUUUGAACCAGAAUUCUCGUCGAAAGAAGAGUUGGAUGCUCGAGAGAAACUUGAGGAAAAGACUAAAAUUUCUGUUAAUGAUGUAUUUGAGCCCGGCUGUGUACUUGUGGAGUUUAGAAGAGCAGAAGCUGCAUGCAUGGCUGCUCAUUGUUUACAUGGGCGACUGUUUGAUGACCGGACAGUGACUGUGGAGUAUGUUCCCCUUGAUCUCUAUCGUACAAAGUUUACUAAACAAAACUAAUUCCUUUUGGUCAAUUCAAUGCCUUAUUUCCUGCAGAUCUCCCCAAACUUGAACGGCAUUAACAUAGGAUUUGUCUAUGCUAUUCACUUAUCUAUCAGAUGCUUACCUGAAUGUUCACAAUUUUUACCAUAUUGAGAUGCCUUAGUUAACCUUUUGCUAGUGCGAGAGUUGUAGCAAAUUUUCUGUAUACCAGACUUGGAGCGGAAUACAUGUUUUCUCCAAGGGUGUAGAACAGGAUUUAAGGACUCUUGUCCAAGAAAUGAGCAAUUUUAAUACGUUAAAUUGUCAUUAAACUUACAGCUUUAUUUUUAUGGUUGCAACUUGCAACAUGUUACCCACCAUUUUGGAUAAGAGGAACACAGUCCUUUGUCGUCUUGAAAUCUUGGAAUUAUAUGCCUUGUGAUUAGGGGUUAGCCAUCACGGCUAUUGAUUCUAUGUUCUUGAUGAUGUUGAUAAGUGACUCAGUUGGCCAGCCCAUGUUAAGGGGUUGUUUGGUAGA